CCAGGCCUGCAGGGGGCAGCAUGAUUAACCCGUUGCAGAGAGCUGGAGUGACAGCAUGGAGAAGAGCUGGCCGGUGAGGAACGUGUUGGAGUGAAGGAGCUCAGUGCAGUUUGAACCCGUCCUGGUGGUGGUACCUCUACACUAACAGUAUUCCUCAGUCUGCAGAAGCAGUAAACGCUGAUGGCGACUGAACAGGACUUAGCGUCGGUGGGGAGCAUCCUCGUCAACCCCAAACAGGACCUGACGACUCGUUUUAGGGCACUUUUUACACUCAGAAACCUUGGCGGACCAGAGGCUAUUAAAUGGAUCAGCGAGGCUUUCAUGGACGACUCUGCGCUGCUGAAGCACGAGCUGGCGUACUGCCUCGGACAGAUGCAGGACGAGCGAGCGAUUCCCGUUCUGGAGACGGUUCUGAAAGACACUAAGCAGGAGCCAAUGGUUAGACAUGAAGCAGGUGAAGCUUUGGGAGCCAUUGGAAAUCCAAAAGUCUUAGAUUUACUGAAGCAGUAUUCAGAGGAUCCCGUCAUCGAGGUGGCAGAGACAUGUCAGCUGGCUGUGAGGAGGUUGGAAUGGUUGAUGAACAGUGGGGAUGAGAACUCUGCGGGGGAUACAGACUGUAACCCGUACUGUUCUGUAGAUCCCGCUCCCCCCGCCCAGAGGAAGAAUGUUCCUGAGCUGAGGAAGCAGCUGCUGGAUGAAGAUCUGCCGCUUUUCGAACGUUACAGAGCCAUGUUCGCUCUCCGAAACCUCAGCACUGAGGAAGCCGUUCUGGCUCUAGGAGACGGCCUCCAGUGCAGCAGCGCUUUGUUCCGUCACGAGAUCGGCUACGUCCUGGGUCAGAUACAGCACGAGGCCAGCAUCCCUCAGCUGCGCGCGGCUCUGGAGAAGGUGGAUGAGAACGCCAUGGUGCGGCACGAGUGUGCCGAGGCGCUGGGGUCUAUCGGCAAGGACGCGUGUGUGCCCAUCCUGCAGCAGUACCGUCAGGACCGAGAGCGGGUGGUGAAGGAGAGCUGUGAGGUGGCUCUGGACAUGCUGGAGUACGAGAACAGCGGACAGUUCCAGUACGCUGACGGACUCAUACGAGCGAAUGCUGCCACUGCCACUGCUGCUGCUCAGUGAGAGCGGCUCUUCUGCUGCGGCUCUUUAGCACUUUAACACACCUGGCUUUCUGAGGACCUGCUCUCGAGUUCUGGGCUCGGUUUCCCAAAACCAUCUCAGCAAAAAACAAGGUUGAUAAAUGGGCGAGCGAGCAGAACACUGUCUCUCUCUCUCUCUCUCUCUCUCUCAUUUAAAAUGAUCUCAACACUAAGAUGCCUUUGGGAAACUCAGCCCUGGUCCUGAUUAUACUGGCCUUAGUCCCCCUCCGUGGUUUUGUAAAGACUUCUUCUGAACUUCAAAGCUUUCAACGUAAAUAAAUAUUUUAAAUGGUU
Astyanax mexicanus (Mexican tetra) is the source of this 1430-nucleotide messenger RNA. RefSeq names its product deoxyhypusine hydroxylase/monooxygenase (gene dohh). Gene Ontology annotation, molecular function: deoxyhypusine monooxygenase activity. The record is from RefSeq and is a predicted model, not a curated record. The transcript has 5 exons. NCBI's taxonomy places the organism in Eukaryota, Metazoa, Chordata, Actinopteri, Characiformes, Acestrorhamphidae. Gene Ontology annotation, biological process: peptidyl-hypusine biosynthetic process. The coding region runs from base 181 to 1119 and encodes 312 amino acids.